Molecule: messenger RNA, 4035 nt
Organism: Boleophthalmus pectinirostris (great blue-spotted mudskipper)
Lineage: Eukaryota; Metazoa; Chordata; Actinopteri; Gobiiformes; Gobiidae
Gene: actn4
Product: actinin, alpha 4
Exons: 22
Coding region: 197-2899 (900 amino acids)
Biological process (GO): actin cytoskeleton organization; muscle cell development
Cellular component (GO): Z disc; cell junction; cell projection
Molecular function (GO): actin filament binding; calcium ion binding
Source: RefSeq, a predicted model, not a curated record
CAUUGUAGGAGCGGCCGAUCCGCCCAGUCACACCGUUCACAGCUCUUUUCUUGUGGCAGGAGCCGUACGAAAAAAAACACUCAUCUGGACCAGGAGAUCCUGAGCUGUCCCUGGCCUUAUUUCUUUACUUUUUUCUUUUUCGUUCUGUUCGAUUGUUGAAGUCCAUUCCUUAGUCUUGCGCUCAUCUUCUGUUAACAUGGUCGACUAUCACGCCGCCAACAACCAGUACUCUGCCGGCGGGCCGCAGAAUGCCUACAUGGAGCAGGAGGACGACUGGGACCGCGACCUGCUGCUGGACCCUGCGUGGGAACGGCAACAGCGCAAGACCUUCACAGCCUGGUGCAACUCCCACCUGCGUAAGAUGGGUGUGCAGAUUGAGAACAUCGAGGAGGACUUCAGAGAUGGCCUAAAGCUUAUGCUGCUGCUGGAGGUUAUCUCAGGAGAGCGGUUACCAAAGCCAGAGAGAGGCAAAAUGAGAGUCCACUUUGUCAGCAACGUCAACAAAGCUCUGGACUUCAUUGCCAGCAAAGGUGUCAAGCUAGUGUCCAUCGGAGCGGAGGAAAUUGUGGAUGGAAAUACCAAGAUGACACUCGGAAUGAUCUGGACCAUCAUUCUCCGUUUUGCCAUCCAGGACAUCUCUGUGGAAGAGACCUCAGCGAAAGAGGGGCUGCUUCUGUGGUGUCAGAGGAAGACCGCGCCCUACAAGAACGUCAAUGUCCAGAACUUCCACAUCAGCUGGAAAGAUGGCCUGGCAUUCAAUGCCCUGAUCCACCGGCACCGACCUGAGCUCAUUGACUAUGACAAACUGCGAAAGGAUGACCCUUUAACUAACCUCAACAACGCCUUUGAUGUGGCAGAGAAGUACCUGGACAUCCCAAAGAUGUUGGAUGCAGAGGACAUCGUGGGUACGCUGCGGCCCGAUGAAAAAGCCAUUAUGACCUAUGUGUCGUGCUUCUAUCAUGCAUUCUCUGGUGCUCAGAAGGCUGAGACCGCUGCCAAUCGUAUUUGCAAAGUGCUGGCUGUCAAUCAAGACAAUGAGAGACUGAUGGAGGACUAUGAGAAGCUUGCCAGUCAACUUCUGGAAUGGAUCCGUCGCACCAUUCCCUGGCUGGAGAACCGCACCCCAGAGAAAACCAUGACUGAGAUGCAGCAGAAACUGGAGGACUUCAGGGACUAUCGCCGCGUGCACAAACCACCCAAGGUUCAGGAAAAGUGCCAACUGGAGAUCAGCUUCAACACACUGCAGACUAAACUGCGACUGAGCAACAGACCAGCCUUCAUGCCCUCUGAGGGGCGAAUGGUGUCUGAUAUCAACGGGGCGUGGCAGACUCUGGAGGGGGCGGAGAAAGGAUAUGAAGAGUGGCUAUUAAACGAGAUCCGGCGCCUGGAGCGGCUUGACCAUCUGGCAGAGAAGUUUCGGCAAAAAGCAGCCAUCCACGAGUGCUGGACUAACGGUAAGGAGGCCAUGCUAACACAGAAAGAGUAUGAGACUGCCAACCUGUCUGAGGUGAAAGCCCUCCUACGAAAGCAUAAGGCCUUCGAGAGUGAGCUCACAGCACAUCAAGACAGAGUGGAGCAGAUUGCUGCCAUCGCACAGGAGCUCAAUGAUCUGGAUUACUAUGACUCUCCGAGUGUGAACACGCGCUGCCAGAGUAUCUGUGAGCAGUGGGAUGUGCUGGGGGCUCUUACCGGGAGCCGCAGGGAAGCCCUGGAGAAUACUGAAAAGCAGCUGGAGACAAUAGAUGAGAUGUAUUUGGAAUAUGCCAAGAGGGCUGCACCCUUCAACAACUGGAUGGAGGGAGCCAUGGAAGACCUUCAGGACAUGUUCAUUGUUCACACCAUCGAAGAGAUUGAGGGCUUGAUUGCAGCCCAUGAGCAGUUCAAGUCUACUCUCCCGGACGCCGACACAGAAAGAAAGGCUAUCCAAAGCAUCCAGGAGCAGGUCAAAAACAUCGGCCAAAACAACAACAUCAAGUUCAGUGUAACCAACCCCUACACCACCAUCACACCAGAAAGCAUCGACCGCAAAUGGGAACAGACACUGCAGCUUGUUCCACAGAGGGAUGCUGCUCUGCAGGAGGAGCUGUCUAAGCAACAAUCCAACAAUGCACUGCGCUGCCAGUUUGCCUCUCAGGCCAAUGUUGUAGGCCCUUGGAUCAAACAAAAGAUGGAGGAGAUUGGCAGGAUAUCUAUUGAGAUGAAUGGCACUCUGGAGGACCAGCUCACAAACGUACGGGAUUACAAGGAGAGCAUCACAGAGUACAAGCCCAACAUGGACCAGCUGGAGGGAGUCUACAAACUCAUACAGGAGGCCCUGAUAUUUGAUAACAUGUACACCCAAUACACCAUGGAGCAUCUGCGAGUGAGCUGGGAGCAGCUUUCGACUACCAUCGCCCGUACGAUCAGUGAAAUCGAGAACCAGAUUCUGACGCGUGAUGCCAAAGGGAUCAGCCAGGAACAGUUGCAUGAAUACCGUGCCUCCUUCAACCACUUUGACAAGGACCACAGUGGAGCACUGAUGGCUGAGGAGUUCAAGGCCUGCCUGAUCAGUCUGGGCUAUGAUGUGGAGAACGACAAGCAGGGUGAUGCAGAGUUUGCACGCAUCAUGGGGAUUGUGGACCCUAACAACAGUGGAGCGGUCACCUUCCAGGCCUUCAUUGACUUCAUGUCCAGAGAGACCACAGACACAGACACUGCUGACCAGGUCAUUGCCUCUUUCAGGAUCCUGGCUGGAGACAAGCCCUUUAUCACAGCAGAGGAGCUGAGGAGGGAGCUGCCCGCAGACCAGGCUGAAUACUGCAUAGCCCGCAUGGCUCCAUACACCGGACCCGACGCCAUCCCUGAAGCUCUGGACUACAUGUCAUUCUCCACAGCGCUGUACGGGGAGAGCGACCUGUAACGCACCCUGGGAGACAACAUAAGGGGGCCACUUCUCCAACAUUUUUCUGACUGGACCUUUUUGAUUGAACUAUAUUACGGUUUGGCCUCUGGUCAGUGUUGCAGUUUUUUAAAAGUUAGGGGAAAUUGGAGAGGUCUGUGUGAGUGAGGAGGUCUUUCCUUCAUCCUUCCUGUCCUAUUCAAAGAAUGGGUUUGGGACAGAUUAGGGUCCAAGUUUAUCUAAUUCUUACAACUGUUAUUUUACUUUUAUCUUAACUUUUCCUUAUUGCCAGGAGAUUGAGCAUGAAGUUGUGUGACUCAGAUGUGUCAUGCACAAUUACUCCCUUGAUGCUGGACAUGCCAGGACCUUCUUUUCUGUUUGUUGAUUUCCAGGUUGGUGGGGGGUCGAGCAGAAAGGGGUCCCAGGCAGAGCUCAUUGCUGUACAUAGUUAUUCUUUAAGUGCAACAAAUGACACACAGCCCUUUUUUGGGAAAUACUGAUUGCGGCUAUCUUGUAAGUGAAAUAAGAGUAAUAUUUCUUUAAAAUGAAAUGAGUAGGCAGUGCACAUCCGUAAACCAUCACAUGCAACUCCUUACUUGGAAACCUCGGCUCUGUAUUAUUAUGAUUAUUAAUUUUUUUCUUUACACAGUGGUUCCAGUUAAACAAAAGCAUGUACUGUUCCAGAAUGCAUAGAGCAGUGUGCGUGGGUACUGGAUGACUGGAGAAAACAGGAGCAAAAAAGUUUUGCCUCAGCUCUGAAUCCUGCUCUGCCUCUGCCCCUCACUGCCGCCUCUUUCACAGUUUGAGGGGCUAAAGAAGGCUGACAUUCCAAUAUGAGCAAAUAAAAUGGGAAAAAACUGAUAAUGUAGAGAAUAAUCUAUGCAAUUGUAUAAUUGUUAUGCUAGGCUAUUUCUGGAAAAGUGUUGUCUAAAUUAUGCUGAAUUAAGUGCAGACUGAUUAGGGGCAGAAACAGACAGGAGCACACAAAGGAGUGACCAAAAGUGUUAGUCUGAUGUAAGGCUGUUGGGUUGUUUUUUUUUUUUUUUGCUUUGUUUGUUUUUUUGUACUUUCAUAUCAGACUGUCAGCUGUACUGUAAACUGCAAUGCCUCCUGUCUGGUGAAAAUAGUUUCACAAACACAUAAAAGACUUAAAAAUG